Molecule: messenger RNA, 3799 nt
Organism: Pseudoliparis swirei
Lineage: Eukaryota; Metazoa; Chordata; Actinopteri; Perciformes; Liparidae
Gene: taf3
Product: TAF3 RNA polymerase II, TATA box binding protein (TBP)-associated facto
Exons: 7
Coding region: 191-2995 (934 amino acids)
Cellular component (GO): transcription factor TFIID complex
Molecular function (GO): protein heterodimerization activity
Source: RefSeq, a predicted model, not a curated record
GGGUCUAUCGAUGGAAUCAAGAUGGCGACUCUGGCGAAAGCGCCAAUAUAUUUACUGAAGUAGAUGUCCAAAAUUAACCGCGGUAGCGGGUUUUCUCAAGCCCCCGAGGGGUUUCCGUGAAACAUGAAGGCCGGGAUCAUGUUUUGGGAGAGGAACUGACCGGUAUCUAUACCGUAACAAAGUCAGCGAGAUGUGCGAGAGCUAUGCCCGCUCGCUGCUGCGUGUUUCGGUGGCGCAGAUCUGCCAGGCUCUGGGCUGGGAUGCGAUUCAGCUCACUGCGUGCGAUCAGCUGUCCGAUGUGCUGCAUCGAUAUAUCCAGCAGUUGGCCAGGGUCUGCCAUCGCUACUCUGAGCUCUAUGGAAGAACAGAUCCAGUCCUGGAUGAUGUCAGCCAGGCCUUCAGGCUCUUGGGGGUGAGCCUGAGUGAACUGGAGGACUAUGUCCACAACCUGGAGCCCGUGGCCUUCGCCCAACAAACGCCGCUUUUCCCUGUCAAUAAAAACAACGUCCUGCAGUUUCCCCAGCCUGGAGCCCGAGAUGCAGAGGAAAGGAAGGAUUACAUUCCAGAUUACCUGCCACCCCUGGUCUCCUUGCAAGAAGAAGAGGAGGAGGAAGAGGUUCUUGCUGACAUGGGCACUUCAGCCGAAGCUAUGCAGGUGGCACUGGAGGAGGAUGAGGAGGAUAUGGAUGGGGAUGAGACGGUCAACGAUGAGAACCACCCACUGAAGAGGCACCUGGACAGUCCUGAUGCAGCUCUGGGCAUGAUGCCGACCUCCAAGAUACCACGCAUGUACACUGGCCUCAGCCCAGAAUGGGGGGUUGAGCCCAGGGAGCCCCUCACCUCUCUCAACCCUCAACGUGUUCCCCCAGGCAUGCUGCCUUCUCAUGAUAGCAUUGACCCCCUGUCACCUGAAACACCUUCUGGAGCCCUGCCUUCCUCCUUCAAACCUCAGCCGGUGGUACCAAAACACUCUGAUCAAAAGGGCCUUACCACUCCUGGAAGAAAGUCUAAGGUCUCAUCGCCUGGCAGCCAACGGACUAAGUCCCCGAAAGGGGUCAUUCCUGUUGCGGUGGGUGGUAGUCCCAUCCAUUCUCCAAAACCGUCGAAAGAAAAGAAGAAAUCUCCAGGGAGGACGAAGAGUCCAAAAAGCCCGAAGAGCCCAAAGAUGGGUUCAGCCAAAGCAUCCCAACCCCAGAUCAAGACGGAGAGUAUGCUGAAGGUACCGCUGUGCGCGCUGAAUGAGAGGAUGGGCAAAGAGAACAUCCAUAUGCGUCAAAAUAUAGAAGACAGGGAGUUAGCCGAGGGCCCCUUCAAGAAACUAGAGCCUGAUAACGCAGCCAUCGAUGACUCCAUCGACGUUGUGAUUGCCAGAGCGUGUGCCGAGCGGGAGCCCGAUCCUUUCGCUUUCUCCUCGGGUUCUGAUUCGGAUAGCAAUGGCUUCUCCAGCCCCAGGAGGCUGACCAUCAUGGAGCCGUCGACACCGAAACUCUCGAUUGGGAUCUCCGUAAAAGACACGUCGCCGCCACUUCAGCUGCAGCCACACGCAGGCCUAGGAAACUGGACUAUGGAUGAUUCGAUCAACGAGGUGAUCCGAAAGGUCAACCAGGGGGGUCCGUCCGCACCCCCGCCCGACCUAGGAGACUAUGCCUCGUCAGGAUCGGCCUCUCCACCGACUCCGGAACCUUUACUCAAGGUGUUUGAGGAGAAGAACAAGAUUGUGUCACCUGUAGACAUUAAGAAGAAGCUGAAGAAGGAACUCAAAACUAAAUUGAAGAAGAAGGAGAAAGACAAGCCGAAAGACAAAGACCGGGAAAAGGAUAAGGGCAAGCUGAAGGAGAAGAACAAGGAGAAGAACAGGGAUAAAAACAAGGACUUUUCUAAGGAUGGCAAGGUGCCCUGGAAGGAGUUCGGAGUGAAGGACGACGAACACUUCCUGAUGCGAGACUUUACUCUGCCCGAGGGCUCCAUCAAGAUAAAAACCAGAGAUGUAGAUGCCCCAAAGAAGGAGAAGGAGAAACAUAAAGACAAAAAGAAAGAUAAAGAAAAAAGUAAAAAGGACAAAGACAAGAGGGACAAGGGUAAAGAGCGGAGCAAGGACGACAGACCCAAUAAGUCGGCGCCGGCCCCCUUCGUGCUGAGUGAAAUGCCGCCACUGUUCAGCCCCUCCACCUGCCUGCGCCUCCCCUCCAUGCUCCCUUCUCUGGCCCCGAUCCUCCAGGAAAAGGACGUGAAGAGCAAAGAGAAGGACAAGAAGAAAGACAAGAAGGAGAAGAAGAAAAAGAAAGAAAAGGAGAAGGAUAAAGAGCGAGAAAAGGCCAAAGAAAAGGAGAGGGAGAAAGAGGAGAAGAGGAAAGAAAAGGAGAGGGAAAAGGAGAAACGAGAAAAGGAGAAGGAGAAAGAAAAAGAGAGAAUUCGAUUGGAGAAGGUGAAAGUAGACACUCCAGCCGCUCUACCGUCUCCAGUCAUCCCCAGACUGACGCUCAGGGUGGGAGCCGGCCAGGACAAAAUUGUUAUCAGCAAGGUGGUGCCAAAUUCAGAGCCCAAGACGCCGGCACCCAAGACCCCCGCUGCCAAGUCAGGACCCGGGAAUCGCCCUCGGACUCCCCCACCACUCCCAGUGCUCUGCCCAGUCGUGCCCACCCUGCCCCCACCUCCCUCUCCACCGGCUCCUGCCCCAUCAUCGCUGCUCCCCGCGGCCCCUCUGCUCUCUCCCACCGCUUCCUCCAAAACACCGGUCCGCAGUGUUGUAACCGAGACCGUCAGCACCUACGUGAUCCGAGAUGAAUGGGGAAACAAGAUCUGGAUUUGUCCUGGAUGCAACAAACCUGAUGACGGCAGUCCCAUGAUAGGAUGUGAUGACUGUGACGAUUGGUAUCAUUGGCCGUGCAUUGCUAUGACGACAGCCCCCCCUGAGGACCAGCAGUGGUUCUGUGUUAAAUGUUCCAGCAGGAAGAAGGACAAAAAACACAAGAAAAGGAAACACAAAGUGCAUUGAGACUAUGCAAAAAGCACAUAUUUUGGACUUUUUUGGACUUUAAGCCAUCACUGAACACUCGUGGCACCGCUGUAAAAUAACAAUUCAAAAGAAAGUUUAAAAUUGUGGCUGAAACUAACAUCUAAUGAUUUUUUAAAGAUGUCGGCCAUUGCAUUGUGAGUCGUUCAGAAAAAAGGCUUUAACCAGCACAUAUCCAGCCUUAGUUCUCGUGUGGGUUUUCCCUUUUCACCUGUAAAUCAUUUGCUUGUUGUUUUGGAUGUCCAGUCGUAGGAGAUCAUGACGAUUCUGUUUGUAUCAAGAGGCCAUGACAAUUUGUCUCAGAUGAGAGCUCAACAAUGCAGAGAACCAGAAAACGACUAACAUCCAUGUCAUCAUUUCUGUUUCCUCUGUGUUGCCACCAAAGGAAUGACGACCAAGUCGAACCUUUCUCCAGUUGUCUGCAGUAUCAUUGAAAUGUCAUGUAUAUAAUGAGGAUGGCAUCAGGUGUGUAUAAAUGUGUCAAUACCAACUUCCAAGCCAAGUGCAUUUUGUUCUUAGGAUUCUGACUUGUUAAAUCCAUUUUCAGAUAUUGGUUUUUAACUCUAAUUAUUUCCUGUAAUUUCUGUACAUUUUUUUUAAAUUUAAAGUUUUUAUUUUUAUUUUUUCUUCAUAUGGAUAUGUCCUGGAGUUAAUACUGUAGCUGUGCUUGUAAUGUAAUUCGCUGAUAUUUCAAUAUUAAAGAUGAGUGGUCUGUGUACUCACAGACCGUAAGACGUAAAUGUCAUUAACAUCCAAAUUGUACCUUUUAAAAUGGAUUUAAAUAUC